This is a messenger RNA of Talaromyces proteolyticus, 393 nucleotides long. RefSeq lists its product as uncharacterized. The transcript is spliced from 3 exons. NCBI's taxonomy places the organism in Eukaryota, Fungi, Ascomycota, Eurotiomycetes, Eurotiales, Trichocomaceae. The coding region runs from base 1 to 393 and encodes 130 amino acids. The record is from RefSeq and is a predicted model, not a curated record.
AUGAAAUUAUUUAGUAUCCUUACUUACACCCUGGGCUUUGCCCCAGCACUUACCUUUGCCAAUGUCAACUUUCUUACUAUUGUUAAGGCUCUACCUGGCAAAGAAGAUGCGGCCGACAAAUUUUUGGCUAGUACCAUAGCUUCCUUCCACGAAAUACGUCCUGUUGGUCAAACGGCUCUCUUUGGGAUAAAGUCUUUCGAUAACAAGUUUCUCGUCCUUGAACAGUAUACCAGCGAUGAAGCCGCGCUAGACUGGACUUAUAAUGCUACACACGUCGCAGCUUGCAAGCCUAUGGCAGGCCUGCUCGAUACAUCCACGGUUUCGGUGCAAUCAAAUGCAAGUCCGGAAACUAUCCAGAAAUUCAUUCAGUUCCUACGGCCUUCAUCUUCCUAA